Propithecus coquereli (Coquerel's sifaka) is the source of this 883-nucleotide messenger RNA. RefSeq names its product glutathione S-transferase omega-2-like. NCBI's taxonomy places the organism in Eukaryota, Metazoa, Chordata, Mammalia, Primates, Indriidae. Gene Ontology annotation, biological process: L-ascorbic acid metabolic process; glutathione metabolic process. The coding region runs from base 17 to 748 and encodes 243 amino acids. Gene Ontology annotation, molecular function: glutathione transferase activity; glutathione dehydrogenase (ascorbate) activity. Gene Ontology annotation, cellular component: cytoplasm. The record is from RefSeq and is a predicted model, not a curated record. The transcript has 6 exons.
GGAGGAGUCUGGAGACAUGCCUGGGGAUGCGACCAAGGCCUUGGGGAAAGGAAGCUGCCCCCCAGGGCCGGUCCCAGAGGGCCUGAUCCGCCUCUACAGCAUGAGGUUCUGCCCAUAUUCGCACAGGACUCGUCUUGUCCUCAAGGCCAAGGGCAUCAGACAUGAAAUUGUCAACAUUAACCUGAGAAACAAGCCUGAAUGGUACUAUGCAAAGCACCCUUUUGGCCAAAUUCCUGUCCUGGAGACCAGCCAAUGUCAACUGAUCUACGAAUCUGUCAUUACUUGUGAGUACCUGGAUGACGCUUAUCCGGGAAGGAAGCUGUUUCCAUGUGACCCUUAUGAACGAGCUCGCCAAAAGAUGUUAUUGGAGCUAUUCUGUAAGGUCCCACAGUUGACCAAGGAGUGCCUGAUAACGUUGAGAUACAGGAGAGAUUGCACCGAUCUGAAGAUAGCCCUGCGUCAGGAGUUCUGCAACCUCGAAAAGAUUCUUGACUGUCAGAACACCACCUUCUUUGGUGGAGACUGCGUGUCCAUGAUCGAUUACCUCUUCUGGCCCUGGUUUGAGCGUCUGGAUGUGUAUGGGAUUGCAGACUGCGUGAGCCACACCCCAGGCCUCCGGCUCUGGAUCGCGGCCAUGAAGCAAGACCCCACCGUGCGUUGUCUUCUCACCGAUAAGGGCAUCUUCCAGGGCUACUUGAGUCUCUAUUUUCGGAACAACCCUAAUGCCUUUGACUUUGGGCUGUACUGAGCCCUCAGUCCCUCCACCGUCGUCAUCCAGAAUUCCCAAGCUUGUCAUGAUCCUACAUCAGGGAUUGCCUCGGGAAUCAGUCCGUCUCUGUUCCUUUCCUUGAGGUGCCCAAUAAAAGUGAAGACAGAAACUGUA